AUGACAUCAUUAAAUACAUCAUCUUCGCAACAUUUUACUCCUUAUUCUUCGAAUUGUAUUUACUGUCCAACAGAUUCAUAUUCAUGUGAGCAAUGCCCUUACUCUCAUUAUCCACUUUCACCAACAUCGCCUUCUCAAUAUCCUUUCUUUUACAAAAACAUUUCUCCCGAAUAUAACCAUCCGCAUUAUAACCAGAUCUCACCAGAUUAUCCACCAUCUCCACCAUAUGACGAAUUACAACAAACUGGGUUAAAUCAGAAAUAUCAAUACAAGUCACAAGGAAGAAACAUUUAUAACCCUUACUUCGAUGAUAGUGCUGAUAACCGUAUGAUUGAAAUGACAAAUAGGUGGAUGAGAUGUAGCAGAGAAUCAGAGUAUAAUGCCGAGUUUAACCAAAAAGGAGGAGGCUUGGGAGGGGGUCUGAAGGGGACAGUUAAUGCGUUGGAGGCUUAUGAAUUUUUUUACGAGACGGGGGAUAACGCUAAGGCGGCUAUUGAACGAUUUACAAUGCGUCCGCGAAGUCCUUGGACUCAACAGGAUGAGACAGCAUUAAAAGAAGGAAGCUUGACAGGAAACGAAGAGGAAAGUCGGUAG
Molecule: messenger RNA, 594 nt
Organism: Paraglomus occultum
Lineage: Eukaryota; Fungi; Glomeromycota; Glomeromycetes; Paraglomerales; Paraglomeraceae
Source: the annotation of a GenBank genome assembly